CUUUAUUAUAAAGGCAAUGAGAAGAAAAGAAGAAACUAAGUUGCAAAAUACAAUAAGAGAGAACCACAAAGAUAAAGUAACAAACAAACAAACACAUUUCCCAGAUUCUUCAACUUGAUACAUGUAUAUAUAUAUAUAGUGGUAAUAGUAGGAAUAGAGAUUUCAAUAAAAGAGAUAGAGAUGUGACUUCUGUGUUUUUUCAUCUUUUGGUUUGUGUUGUAAGAUCAAGAUUCGUAAACUUGUUCUUCUUCUUCAUCAUAUUCGUCUUCUUCAUCAGCGGUAGCAUCUUGGUAUUGUUGGUAUUCAGAGACCAGAUCAUUCAUGUUGCUCUCUGCUUCAGUGAACUCCAUCUCGUCCAUUCCUUCUCCUGUGUACCAAUGCAAGAAAGCUUUACGCCUGAACAUAGCCGUGAACUGUUCGCUUACUCUCCUGAACAUUUCCUGGAUCGAAGUCGAGUUUCCGACAAACGUGGAAGCCAUUUUGAUUCCAGUUGGUGGAAUGUCGCAGACGCUGGACUUCACAUUGUUUGGGAUCCAUUCAACAAAGAUCUGUUCGUCCACUUCCUUUGUGCUCAUUUUUCCUCGGAACAUGGCUGAAGCUGUGAGGUAA
Molecule: messenger RNA, 609 nt
Organism: Arabidopsis thaliana (thale cress)
Lineage: Eukaryota; Viridiplantae; Streptophyta; Magnoliopsida; Brassicales; Brassicaceae
Product: protein TUB21
Exons: 2
Coding region: 322-609 (95 amino acids)
Source: RefSeq, marked reviewed